This is a messenger RNA of Cornus florida, 2863 nucleotides long. Its product is annotated as ubinuclein-1-like. The record is from RefSeq and is a predicted model, not a curated record. Gene Ontology annotation, cellular component: nucleus. The coding region runs from base 281 to 2581 and encodes 766 amino acids. Lineage: Eukaryota; Viridiplantae; Streptophyta; Magnoliopsida; Cornales; Cornaceae. The transcript has 13 exons.
UGGUCUUACCUUUUCCAUCCUAAUAUUUUCCGGGGAAAAGAAUAGGAAAGAGAGAGAAAAUGCUUUACCCGUCGAAGAUGGAGAAGACGAAAAAGAGAAGUUGAUUUGCGGUUAGAAGUUCCAGACGUUUCAAUAUCCCGCGCACACCACUCUUCUCUCUCUCUACUUUCACUCUCUAGGCAUUUCAUUCCUUCAAUCUAGGGUUUUACCACCCCUUCUCUCUCUCUCAAAUCUUGAAACCCUAGAUUUUGUACCUCAAAUUCCAAUUCCAUACUGUUCGAUGGAGGAAGAGAAGGCCGGCGGCGCUGGAAGUGGCGAAGUUGCGAGGGUUUCACCAUCUUUCGAUGCGGUCGGUGGCCGGCAGAGGUUCACUGUCGAGCUCAGACCUGGGGAGACCACAAUUGUUUCUUGGAAAAAGCUUGCGAAGGACGCCAGUAAGGUCAAAGGAUCUAAAUCGGCCCCUGAACAAACGCCCUCCAUUCCUCUCCCAGCUCUGGAGUCUCGCAUUGCUCCGGGAGAACCUGCUGAAAAUGAAGUGAAGGAUGAAAACCCUGCUAAUCAUCGUUUCAGUGCUGUCAUUGAGAAGAUCGAACGCUUGUACAUGGGUAAGCAUAGUAGUGACGAGGAAGAUCUCAAUGAUGUUCCUGAUGAUGAUGAGUAUGACACAGAAGAUUCUUUUAUAGAUGACACAGAGCUGGAUGAGUAUUUUCAAGUUGAUAAUUCAGCAAUAAAACACAAUGGAUUCUUUGUUAAUCGGGGGAAGUUGGAACGCAUCAAUGAACCUAUCUCGUCGCCUCACGAGCAACCGAAGAAGCGGAGAAAAAAGGAUUUGGCAAAAGGCUGUGGUGAGAAUAGUGAUGGUAACCUAACAAAUAGACCUGCAAAAGUAGGGAAAAAGGCUGCUGGAAGGUCACUGCCAUUGGCUGGGAAGAAUUCUUUUAGUCACUCUCAGAGUAUUACUGGACCAGUUGAACAUUCUGACGAUGUGAAAUUUCAUAAUCAGAUGAAUGCUGCUGUAAUAUCUUCUAAAAAGAAAUCUGGUUAUAAUAAAACUACAUUAGAUCCCUCUUUUUCAAAAGUGUCAAAUGGUGAUGCUGCUUUGUCUCUAGUGGGGGAAAAGGAUAUUGACAUGCAGAAGACAGGAGUGCUUUUAUCUAAAAACUACAUUAACAAAUUGAAAGAUGCUAGUGAAUUUAACGAUCCUUCCUAUCAGAGAUCGCAUGAGAAAAGUACUUUAGCACAAGUCAAACCUCAAUCUGGAAGAUUAUCGAACAACGUUGAUGGGUUGGAACAAGUAGUUCUGCGAAAAGAAAAAAAUGGUAUUCUUGAACAGCCUGAGAUUAAUGUUCCAGAGGGCAAGUAUUCCAUGCAAACUACGAAGGCUCCAGUCAUGCAUAGAAGGGAAGGUUCUAGUGUCCGGCCAAAAAGUACAACACUUGAAAAGGCUAUCAAGGAGUUGGAGAAGAUGGUUGUAGAAUCAGCAAGACCACCUACUAUGGAAGUUCCAGAUGCAGAUACUUCGUCCCAGGCGGUAAAAAGGAGAUUACCACAUGAAGUAAAGCAGAAGCUUGCUAAAGUUGCUAGACUAGCGCAGGCAAGCCAUGGAAAAAUAUCAAAGGAGCUGCUCAAUCGUCUGAUGGGUAUUCUUGGUAACUCGAUACAGCUUAGAACAUUAAAGAGAAACUUAAAGGUCAUGGUUACUAUGGAUUUGUCAGCGAAACAGGAGAACGAGGGUAGGUUUCAGCAGAUUAAAAAGGAAGUUGUUGAGAUGAUUAAAGUGCGGGUUCUUUCUCCUAAGCCCAAGGCAAUUGAGCAACAAGCUGGUGUAUCUGAUGAUUUUCAAGAAAUUGGUAACCAAGAGAAAGAAGAAAGAAAAUGUGGCAUGGAUGAUGCAUUGGAGGAGAAGAUAUGCGAUCUCUAUGACCUUUAUGUUGAAGGGCUGGAUGAAGAUGCAGGUCCGCAAGUCAGAAAGCUGUAUGCAGAGCUUGCAGAAUUGUGGCCAAAUGGAUUAAUGAACAACCAUGGGAUUAAACGCGCUAUAGUUAGGGCAAAAGAUAGGAGGAGGGCUCUGUACAGCCGGCAGAAGGAUCAGGAAAAAAUCAGGAGGAAGAAAUUGUUGACCCCAAAGACAGAGGAGACUAUUCAAGUUGAAGCUAGUUGUAUACCUCAGCCACAAUAUAUGCAAGAGAAGUUGGUUACUGAUUCAGGUAACCUUGGCAUCACUUCACUCAAUAGGCCAGUAGCCAAUACAACAUCUAUUGCUACUCGAAUACCUAGUACCUUAGUGAAUGAUCCGGGCUUGAACUUGCCAAAACAAGAGGUGGUCAAAGGAGGAAAUUCAGGUAAUUCCAGUGACACCAGGACGGUGGAGGCUUUGACGAAGAAAAAGGUAAAGAGGAAGCCAGAAUUGGAUGUGGGAGAAGCUCACUUCCGUCCGGAGAAGUUAACUUCUGCACAAGGAGAGGAAAGACACAAAUCUAACAAGCAGUUUUCCGGUCUUCUCCAGAAACCUAAUCUUCAGUCCGCUCCUCCCCCUCCUCCUCCUCCUCCUCCUCCUCCAAGCUUUGAACAACAGGGCUGACGAGAUGUAGCUCAAUUAUGAAGUUUACACCCCGGAGAUAUAAUUCGUGUAACAUUGUUAAUAGUUACUUCUUGGCGGCUUAAUUCAUUCUGACCAAAUAAUAUUCGUCUAGUUUUGUAAAUAAAUGUUGUUUGACAUGCAUUGUUGAUCCAAAUUUUAUCUCGAAUAGAUUCAUCACAAAGCUGUAAUUAAUUCUGAAGGCAAUUUGUAUUCAUAUCAUUUGACUGGAAUUUUCUUUCCGUUCUUAUUAAUUAGGGGUGUAUGAAUAUGAAUUAUUGUGGA